CGCCUGGUCUGUGGAAAAUCUUACUGGAUCAAGCAAGGCAUUCCUGGACCAAAGCCAAAUGUUUUCACGGGGAACGCUACAGAUUAUGAAAAAGGAUUGCACACAAUAGAUGAGAAGUGGAUCGCAGAAUAUGGAAGCACCUAUGGUAUGUUCCUGAUGUCUUCACCUGAGUUGGUUUCGAUUGAUCUGGAUAUUCUUAGACAAGUCCUCGUGAGAAACUUCGACUGCUUCACGGACCGAACUAAUCUCCUGAACGUUGAUCCUACUGAUCAGACAUCAUUACUGGCUACUUCGCUGGUCUCAUUGAAAGGACUGCAUUGGUUCAAUGUUCGUAGUCUUGUGGCACCUGCGUUCUCCACUGGAAAAAUCAGACUGGUUCGACUUGCUAUUCGACUUGAGUGUAUUAUUAGCAGCAGAGCUUCGCCGUAUUGCAGCACUGGACUAUUUCAGAUGGUGCCAAUUUUCAAUGAGUGUUCAAAAAUCUGUAUAGCAAUAAUUGAGAAAUACGCACUGGAUGGCAGACCGGUGCCUAUAAAAGAUGUCAUUACUCGACUCACGCUGGAUAUGACGGCCAGAUGUGCAUUCGGUUACGAUUUCAACGUGCAGCACAACACAGAGUCGCCAUUUAUCAAAUUCGCUCAAAAAUUCUCUGAAAUGGAUCUCCGCUCUCCAGAGAUAGCACUAGUUAUUCUCUUUCCUAACAUUUGUGCCGUAUUUCAAAGAAUGACUGGCAUCUCUAUCCUCAAUCAUGCGGCUAAUAAAUUUUUCCUCGAUGUCCUAGAGAAAUUAUUCAACGACAGGCAGAAAGGCAAUAAAUCGAAGUACAACGACUUCUUCCAAAUACUACUGAGCUCGUUCCGAGAGAGUAGCAGCAAUAGAGAAAAGGAUAGCGAAAUUGAGUUCGAUCUUGGCAGUAGUACCAAGAGUCUCAGCAAAGGCGACAUCCUUGGGCAGGCGUUCAUGUUUGUUCUAGCUGGAUUUGAGACCACUCCGGCUGCACUUCACCUCACUAUUUACAUGCUUGCUGCCCAUGAGGCUUACCAAAAACGUUGCAGAGAGGAGAUUGAACAUAUAUGUGGAACAGAGAGCGAUAUCACCUACGCAAUGUUGAGCGAGAUGAAAUAUGUGGAUCAGUGCAUAUCUGAAACAUUACGUAUGUACCCACCAGUUGUUAGGACAAAUCGCCUGUGCACAAAAGAAGUAACAAUCAAAGGAAUUGAGAUGAAGAAAGGAUGUGUUUUCACUGUUCCCAUAAGAGCAAUUCACUACUGCAAGGACUUCUAUCCAGCUCCCAAUUUAUUCGACCCGGACAGAUGGUCUAGCAGCAAUCGUGCUAGUCGAGAUCCAUUGACAUACGUACCCUUCGGCUAUGGUCCAAGAAAUUGCAUCGGCAUGCGUGUAGCCCAGAUGCAGAUGAAAAUGGCAUUGGCCCAUAUAUUGAGGACUUAUGAAGUGCGACCAGGCGAAAUU
Molecule: messenger RNA, 1470 nt
Organism: Ostertagia ostertagi
Lineage: Eukaryota; Metazoa; Nematoda; Chromadorea; Rhabditida; Trichostrongylidae
Source: the annotation of a GenBank genome assembly